Molecule: messenger RNA, 3281 nt
Organism: Oryzias latipes (Japanese medaka)
Lineage: Eukaryota; Metazoa; Chordata; Actinopteri; Beloniformes; Adrianichthyidae
Product: solute carrier family 22 member 7
Biological process (GO): transmembrane transport
Cellular component (GO): membrane
Molecular function (GO): transmembrane transporter activity
Source: RefSeq, a predicted model, not a curated record
UGACCCAACUCCCAAUGUUAAAGUGCCUAGGAUAGAACAAGGGUUACAGCAUUUUGGUCACCAGAAACAUUAAGUUCAAGACAAUAUUGGCAUAAUUCUCUACUUUUUUUUAUGAGGCAUUUAAGUGAGAAUUGGUAUUUAGAAGAACAGGUCAUUAGUAAAUGAUUAGUUUUCAGACUUUGCAAAACACAGUUUUAUCAUAACUUUGUCAAUUCUAAUGUUUGGUGCACCUGUCUCAUCCUGCUUUAUCUUGUUCAGGGUGGCUGCAAGCUGACAUUUUGCAGACAAAAUGCAAGUUACUCAUUGAAAAAAACAAACUUGUAGACUAGACUCCUGUUAUAUAGCUGAGUGAGCACAAUAAAUCUUUCACUUAGCAGCAUCUGGAUGAAAGACGUCGCUGUUGCUUCUUUCAUUGAAUUUUUUUCUUUUCCUCCUUCUGUCAUUUUUGGGGAUUUAUCUUCAAGAUGAAGUUUGAGAAUGUGCUGGCAGAGGUUAACGGAUUUGGAAGGUUUCAAAUUAGGACAAUCCUUCUGUUGGUAAUUCCUCGCAUGACUUUGCCUUUUCACUUUCUGCUGAAUAAUUUCAUUGCAGCUGUUCCUUCUCACCACUGUGACAUCAGCCCUCUGGAUGAUGGAGACCUUUUUAGAAAUUUAUCUGAGCUGGAGAAGCUUGUCGUUAGUAUUCCCGCUCAGCAGGAUGGGAGUUCACACUCUUGCCAGAUGUUUGCAGAGCCUCAAUACCAUCUUGUUUGGAACGGGACUAACAGCACUGACCCACUCAAAAUACCAUGCACGAAUGGCUGGUGGUACGACAACACCACAUUCAAAUCUACUCUGGCCUCACAGUGGGACCUGGUUUGUGAUAAGAAAAGCAUGAACAGAGCUACAGCUACCAUCUUUUUCAUGGGGGUCAUGCUUGGAGCAGCAAUUUUUGGAUAUCUCAGUGACAGGUUUGGCCGUAAAAGAACACUUCUGGUGUCCUACAUAGCAACCACCACCUUUGGAUUUGCAAGUGCUUUCUCAUAUAAUUUUCCCAUGUUCGUUGCUAUGAGGUUUUUAACCGGAGUAGGAAUUUCUGGAAUAAGUAUAGUUUCCAUCGUUCUUUGUGUUGAAUGGGUGGACAUCAAGCAUCGGACAUAUGUGGGUGUUCUGAUGAGCCUGGACUGGAGCUUUUCUACUGUAGUACUGCCUGCUCUGGCCUAUUUUGUGAAUGACUGGAGGUCCCUGACUGCCACUGUUACAGCCCCGCUGCUUGCGGCUAUGAUCACUUGGCGCUGGCUUCCUGAGUCUGCUAGGUGGUUGAUAAGCACUGGAAAGGUGGAUAGAGCUCAUUUUUACCUUCAUCAGUGUGCCACUGUAAACCACAGAGAGGACUUCAUGGCAGACUUAAAGCCCGAGGUUUUGUCUAAAGUAAUACUGGUGGAGGAUGAAAACAGAAAAUAUUCUUAUGUGGACCUUGUGAAAACCCCCAGAAUGAGACGACUGGCGCUUCUUACUGGCAUAGUUUGGUUUGGAGUGGCUUGUACCUACUAUGGAAUUAGCUUGAAUGUCACUGGGUUCGGAGUGAACAUUUAUCUCACACAGUUCAUCUAUGGAGUGACAGAAGUUCCAGCAAAAGCCUUCAUAGUUUUCUUUUUGAACAAGAUAGGCCGAAGGUUGACUCAAGUCGGAACACUUUUAUUGACAGGACUGUGCAUCUUCUGCAACAUUUUUAUCCCUCAAGAUCAGGUGGCUGCACGGACCACUGUGGGAGCUUUGGGCAAGAUGCUUGCUGAAGCUGCAUUCACAACUGUAUUUCUGUACACAACAGAGCUGUACCCCACUGUCAUGAGGCAAAAUGGGUUAGGAUACAGCUCCUUCAUGGCUCGUAUAGGAGUUUCUGUUUCCCCUCUGAUGAUGAUUCUUGAAGAAACAUGGAUUCACCUUCCAAACACCAUUUUCUCAGCCGUGGCUUUCAUAGCAGGACUAUCCGCUUCUUUUCUUCCUGAAACUCGAAACAUCCGUCUUCCGGAGACCAUAGAGGACGUAGAACAAAAAAGAAGGCGAUCAAUUCCAACAAGUGAUGAGAAAUCUGCUUCAUGAAGUUUUUCUUCAAUGCAAACAAAGGAGGAACCAGCGAGUGAUGGCAGCUGCUGAAAAACAGCAAUCUAGGGUUUUGGUACUAGAUGUGAUUGUAUUCAAAGUUGUAUAAAUAUGCUGUAAACCAAAAUAAAGAUCCUGUAUCAUGCAUAGGACAAUGAAAACAAAAGCGUUCAUGAAGACAAAGAGGAUUUCCUCAAAGCUUUUUAUAAUUACUGUGAGAAAGAAAAGUUAACCCCUUAAAUGCUCAUCAGUAAAACUAUGUUAAAUUACUGUUUCUUGACUCUGGUUGUGUUGUAUUUUUGGAUCAGGUGUGUCCUGGGAGAAAAUAAUACAAAGAAUCUUUUCAUUUUUUUCUCAUCCUACUUUGUUUUUCUGAAGCUAUAUUUAGUAGUGAUGCAAUGAUUCAGUUUCCCCAAAUUUCAGCUCAAACCUCCAUUUUUGGGUCAUGGUUUUGUUUCAGUUCCAUAUAUGAUUUGUGUAUCACAAAACAACUACAAAAAAUUGAAUAUUCAGAAAAAUCUUUUUUUUUUAUUACGUAUUAAUGAAGGAAAACCUUUCAGUUGGCUCAUACUAAGCCUAGUGUAAUGUAACAAAACAGUAACUACUAUGCCCUUAAAUUCAGCACAACAGUUGUUUGACAAUUUCAACAGGAACAUACUGUUAUGCAGUAGGGAUGCAACAAUUCACUUUCGCCACAAUUCGGUUUCCUAGUCUAACAUAUAGUGGUUUUUUAGAAGAACAAUGGUAUCCCUAGUAUUUAGCUCAUGUUGACACUGGUUGAGGACCAACUGACUUAACUAUCUUGAACUUCACCACUCGAAACACUUUUGUGGUAUGGCGGAAUCCAAAUUACCCCAGCUGCUUCUCCCAGUCCCUACAUUUUUCCAUCUCAGCGGAGAGAUAAAAAAAAAAUAGUGUCUUCAAAUUUGAAUGUUCCUACUGCUUGCCGACAUCCUCAAUGCCCGCUGGUCAUCUACGUUAGCUGCAAGCGCUCGGAAAAUACAUAACAUUUAUAACUCUAAAAAGUUAUGAAAGACGAAAACUCAAUACUAACAUUUAAGAGUCAACUUUUGUGCUUCAGAGCCCACCCACAUGAAGAAAUGCAUUCUCCUCCACCCGCAAGUGCAUCGAGGAUCACCCGACUGGUGGAAGAAUAGCCAGGCCUAAGUCGCUCCGCCUCCUCCUAAAAAAAAAAAAAAA